AUGGUUUCGUAUCGCUGGCUCUGCCUCGUUCUAGGCUACGCCUUGGUGGCUGGAUACCCGCUUGCAGAGACUUCCGUGUCCAAGGAGGACAUCAACUCGGACAGAAGCUCAUCCAACGAAAGCGUCAGCCAUACCACGGAGGAACCAGAGCCGAUUGGAGAGCACCUGGCACGUGCUGCAGGGCUGAAGACCCGGAUGCCGGUCUACCUUCAAACUGCCGCCGCCUUACUGAAACCUUUCCUCUUGGCACUGGUCCUGGGGCCACAACGGCCGGGUAAGAAGGAGCCCUGGCACAAGCCACUGCAGAUCCUGAUCCUGACCGUGGCUCCCUUCGUGGCCAGCUUCAUUGCAGACUUCCGGAUGACCUUUCACAUGUGGUUCUUCAUUGAUGAGGAGGUGAAGCCCACGUUCCGCCUCCUUGGCACGCUGAUGGUCAUCGGCAACUCCCCGAAUCUGGCAACGUCAAGCUGCAUCGCCGGCUCGCUGAUGCUGACAUCAAGGUCCCAUGGCUGGGCGAGGCAGGCACAGCAAGCACAGCAUUCGGAGAAUUCCGGGCCCCCGACCAUCUCCGAACGUUUGCUGUCCGUCUUAUUGCCCUGCGUGACAAUCGUGGGCAGCAUCUGCUUCGUGGUCACGGUGUUCCCUCUCAGUCUUUUCCUGGUGUCCACGGUGGUUGCCUACUGUUACAUCAGCCUCCCCUUGUUGUUCAUGGCUGCCGUUUUCGGCUAUCGCAUCGGCCCAUAUGGAAUGCUGGGCCUCAUGAAGCUUCGGAAGGCAGUCACGGAGGUGUGCUGCCCGAAGCCAAGCGCUAGCUAUGAACUCUGCGACCUCCAACCGUCUGAGGAGGUGCUUAAGGCUUAUGCAAAGGGUCUCCCAGAGGGUUUGGACUACAAGCAGAUGUUUCUGGAAAACAAGGAGUGGGUCGAACUGACUGGCUCCACCUACGAGGGCUGGGCAGGAUAUUUCUU
Symbiodinium necroappetens is the source of this 968-nucleotide messenger RNA. The record is from the annotation of a GenBank genome assembly. Lineage: Eukaryota; Dinophyceae; Suessiales; Symbiodiniaceae.